Molecule: messenger RNA, 1941 nt
Organism: Penicillium cosmopolitanum
Lineage: Eukaryota; Fungi; Ascomycota; Eurotiomycetes; Eurotiales; Aspergillaceae
Exons: 5
Coding region: 1-1941 (646 amino acids)
Source: RefSeq, a predicted model, not a curated record
AUGGACGCUAAGGAUUCCUUCUCCGGGGGUUAUGAGCAAGCCCUGCCUGUGCUAUCACGAUCCCCCACGACUGCGCCUUGGCCCGCCACCCACGAUAAUCCUCAACCUGACCCUCUCACCGUCCCUCCGACUACGAGUACGAGUAAUCUUUCACCAGCUGAGCUCUUGCCGAUCAGUCCGAUCGCGCCGCCCGCGUCUCAACCGUCGGAUCCACAAUCAUCGCAGGCCGCGCCGUCGGUAAAGACAGAGCGCAAUGCGCCUGCUAAGGUCCGCAAGCCUCGCAGGGCUGCAAAUGCAUCCGCGGGGAAGUCGACUCUUCAGCAUCGGGGGGGCACGAAGGAGGAGACGUUGAAGCGGAUUCGGUCUCACGUCAUGUCAGAACACAACCGGAAAAAGCGUCUGGAAAGUACCAAACGUUAUAAGGGCAAAUCUUGGAAGCAUCUUUCCUUCCAAACCCCCGAGACGGUGCCUGGUACCAUAGGGCCGUCCCCUCCUCCACCCUCGUCGUCCUCUUCGUCCUCGCAUGGCUCCCAGUUUAUCGACGAGUCAGAUACGAAGCAGGAAUUGACUCCGGUGACCACUCCUCCUGUUGACUACUAUGCAAAUACAUCGCAACAAGGGUGGUUUAAUGACGAAGUAGUGGGAUACGAAGACCAAUCGACCUCGCUUGCAACAUGGUCGGUGCUGGGGUCAGGCGCCCAUGAUCCAUUCAAUACCGGACAUACGCAGCUCACAGAUCGAAUGAUGCGACAUUUGCAAAAUUUCCUUUGGGAUCUAACACAAGAAGCACACCCAUUACAAACCCGAUAUAAGCCCAAAUUGCAGGCGCACUGGGCAUCACUGAUCCAGCGGGAUCCCGCUGUCCUGCACGCGUCAAUAUGCGUGGCCACUUCCAAUGCGGCUAUGCAGCGAGGGGAGUUGCCGGUCCGAGAUCCGAAUCAGACACGCAGCGCGUUAGUGGUGGACACUUUUCAUCACCGCGGUGAAACUAUUCGAUUGGUGAAUGAGGGAUUGUCGGAUCCCGUCAAGGCCUCAAGUGACGAGCUGAUUGCUGCGGUCUCUGCUCUUCUGACGAUCGAGAUCGCAUCGGGAAAUCCCGACUAUCUCAAGAUUCACCUGGCGGGCUUGCGACAAAUGAUCGGACUGCGUAAGAACUUCGCGGAUGUCCCACCUGAUGUCCGCUUCCAGAUAUCUUGGACGGAUAUCCGAGUCGCCUGUAUGGCAAUGACAAGACCAAUAUUCCCGUUUGUCCGAUCAAGUCGACCGAUGGGGCUCACCCUCUCGCCGCCUAAUGAUGAUAUCGCUUUGCUCGCCACCCGCCUCCUUCCCCUAGUCAAAAUCCCAGGAAUUUUCAGUGAUGUAUUUGCCAAAAUUAUAUAUGACCUCCUCGAACUCACUUGGUAUGCGGAAUGGAUCAAGGGAAGCAGUGGAUACAAAAAUUUCAACGAAGAGACCGAGGACUACUUCAACUUUGAAGUGGUGUAUGUGGAGUACGCACUCCAUUCAGACCGGUACACACCCACUGGCCAAGCCAAGGGCGAUAAUUCCAUUGAGGGCUGCGUUCGCCUAGCCUGCCUGUGUUUCCACAACAGUGCAAUCUGGACUUUCUAUCCAACGAUUGCACCGCUGCUACCAAAACCCAUCACCGCCCUCCGUGCGGCGCUGGAAGCCACCAUCCCAUCCGGCGUCUUUGCCCUCUGUCGCGAUCUGUUGAUAUGGCUACUCUUCAUUGGUGCAGCAUGCAGCCAAGUGAUGCCAUCGGAACGCACAUAUUUUGUUUCGGAGCUCGCAACGGCUUGCCGUCUACAUGGCGUGACGUCUUGGCAGGAAGCCCGGUCCAUCCUCCUGGGCUUCUUCUACGUCGAUCGUGCCCACCUUCAUAUGCUACGUCAGAUAUGGCAGGAGGUUCAGCUACAGUCGGAUCUCUCGGCUGCGCGAUGA